AUGAACGUUUACGAUGAGAUUUUUGAUGCGACACGAGUGUCGCACUCGGUACUAGGCCGCUUCACCUCAGAAAAGGUCGAUCAAUUGGUUUUGGCGAAAACGAAUAUACUUUCGGUUUACCAGACGGAACACGAGAAACUGGUUUUGUGCAACGAGUUUAAGCUGAGUGGCCGCAUCACAGGGAUUGCCUUGAUCCCGCAAAAAGGAAGCACUCUGCAGUGCCUCCUUGUAAGCACAGGAAUAGCCAAGUUGUCCAUAGUUCGAUUUGAUCCAUUAAGGCCAAUGGGCCUGGAAACUCUGGAAUUGCAUUAUUACGAGGACGAAUUCUCGAAACGAAGUUUGCUAGACCUUGCGCAGGAAUCGAAGUUGCGUGUAGACCCCGAAAGCAGGUGUAUAUUUCUAUGCAACAACGAUGUGCUGGCGAUCUUGCCGCUAAAAGCUAGUCUCGAAGAAGAAGAAGGAGAAGAAGAGGACGAUGAUGAGGCAGAUGACAUGUAUCAGCCACUCGAGAAAAAACGCAAAAUACAAAAUGGGCCUGUCUCAACGCCGUUGACGGGACCAAGUAUUAUAAUGCGUGUUUCUGAGCUUAGUAGGGAGAUAAAGAAUGUUGUCGACAUCCAAUUUUUAAAUUCUUUCAAUAAGCCUACUGUUGCAGUGCUGUACCAACCGCGUCUUGCCUGGUGUGGGAACGAAAAAUAUGUUUCCAAGACUUCACUAAAGCUUAUGGCCAUUACGCUAAGCGAAAAAAAGAGCACAGCCAUAUAUCAGGUUCAAAAGCUUCCUCAUGACGUUCAUUCCAUCUUGCCUCUCAACAAUUCGUGUGUGCUUGUUGGUGUGAAUCAAAUAAUCAGCGUGGAUAACACAGGUGCUGUCCAAUCCAGUAUUCAAAUCAAUCAUUUUGCCUCGGCUCUCCAAGGCGGAAAGCAAGUUGAUAAAAAAUCGCUUGAUAUUAUGCUCAAUGCACCCGUCGUUUGGACUUCCGCCAUGGUGAGUAAGAAUACUGAGAUCCUGCUUUUGAUGGACCAGAAUGCUGUGAUGUAUUCCAUAAAUCUCGAGACAGAAGGCAGGCUACUAUUGGAUUUCACGCUGGUCAAACUCCCCAUCGCAAAUGACCUUUUCAAAUCUCACCAUCUACCGACUUGUGUCACACCUUUGACAGGUGGUCUGAAUCUCAAGUCUUGCCAAUUGUUUAUAGGAUUUUCCUCUGGAGACGCUUUGAUCCUCAAGUUCAGCAAUCUGCGAUCAGCCUUCGAAUCGAGGGAAACCCACGAAAUCGAACUGCAACCUGACGAAGACGAUGACUAUGCAUCACUAUACGGCGACGAUGAAGGGCCAGUGAGGCCAUCAUCAGACAGUAAGGUACUGGUUGACACAGUACAGCCAUUGGAAGCUGAGGUCAUGGACAAGCUCAUAAAUGUUGGACCUAUCACAAGCAUGGCUGUAGGAAAGGUCUCUUCCAUCGAAAACACAAUCCAAGGACUUCCUAAUCCGAAUAGAAACGAAUUGGCAAUUGUGACGACAUCGGGCGUGGGAAACACGACGUCGCUCAACAUAAUGGAACAUAGUAUGCGUCCAUUGGUCGAACAGGCCUUGAAGUUCACAUCAGUGACCAAAAUUUGGAAUCUCAAAAUCAGGAAAAAGGAUAAGUACUUGAUUACAACAGACUCAGGAGCCGAAAAAAGUGAGCUCUACGAAAUAGGGCAGAAAAUCUCUGCCAUCAAACCAAAGCAUUUUAAAAGAAAUGUCACGACUGUUGAAAUUGUCGUGAUAGGAAGCGGAAAGCGUAUUGUUCACGUAACAACAAAAGCGAUAUUCCUCUUCAACCUAGGGUUCAAAAAGUUGAUGACAAUCAGUUUUGAUUUUGAGGUUGUGCAUGUAUCGAUUCUAGAUCCUUUCAUACUGCUUACAAACUCCAAAGGUGAAAUCAAGAUCUAUGAGCUUGACAGCAAACAUAGAAAUAAGCUUUCGAAAGUUAGACUACCCGCUGCACUUGAGGAAAUGAUUAUCACAUCUGGUGUCAUACUGAAAAGUAACAUAUGCAAUGAAUUUUUCACCGAUUUGGAUGAUCUUGAGAAAGAGAAAGAGCAGCUUCUGUUUACUUUUGUGGCCGCGGACAACCAAAUCAUAUUUUUCCCCAAGCAGCACCAUGAUCGUAUUUAUCAACUGAAUGGUGUCGACAACCUAAAUGAUAUGCUGUAUUUCAGCACUUAUCAGCUACCUGAAGAAGUUAUCCCAGAUCCAUCAAUCAAGCAAGUUAUGAUCAACCGGUUAGGAAAGGACAAUAAAGAAGAGUACCUUACCAUUCUGACGUUUGGUGGUGAAGUAUAUCUUUAUAAAAGGAUUGGAAAGAGGUUUUACAAGGCGAUGCACUGUAAUGAUAUGCAGAUUACGGGAGCGCCAGGAAACGCAUACGCGAAGGGCGUGAGCUCCAUAGAAAGGAUUGCACAUUAUGUGAAAUAUUUUAACGGAUACUCGGUGAUUCUGAUAACUGGACGCGUUCCCUAUAUCAUUAUAAAAGAAGACAGCUCUACGCCGAAGAUUCUAAAAUUUGGCAACAUACCAUUGGUUUCAUUGGCCUCUUGGGGAGCAGAGUCGGUGCUAUGUGUUGACGAUAUCAAAAAUGCAAGAAUUGCAACGUUAGAUCCGACGUUUUCUUAUGCCAAUCGGUUAGCGGUAAAGAGAAUCAACGUUGAGGACGCUCUCAACAGUUACGGCAGCUUGAAUAACGUUGCAUUCCAUGAGCGCACGGGAAUGUACAUUGUUUCUUAUAACAGAGAGAUUCCAUAUGAGGCUAUCAGCGAAGACGGGCAAAAAAUGGUUGGUUUCGACGAAAAUGCUGUGCAUGCCCGCGGGUUCCAAUCUGGUCUUCUGUUGCUGAAUCCUAGGACAUGGCAUAUAAUCGAUGUGAUUGACUUGGAAAAGAACUCUCAUAUCACUGAUAUGAAGACGAUGUUAAUUCAAACAAACUCUAGAAUGCGGCGCAAAAGGGAAUACUUGGUGGUGGGAAACACAUUUCUGAGGGAUGAAGACUACGGAACCAUGGGAUCCUUUUACCUAUAUGACGUUACAGAAGUAGUUCCUGAGCCUGGAAAGCCCGAUACCAACUUUAAGUUGAAGGAGAUUUUCCACGAAGUAUUCAGAGGUGCAGUAUCAAGCGUUUGCGAAAUCAGUGGUAGAUUUCUCAUUAGCCAAGGUCAAAAAGUCUUGGUGCGCGAUGUGCAAGAAGACAAUUCUGUGGUGCCGGUGGCCUUUUUGGAUGUCCCGGUAUUUGUUUCCGAUAUUAAGAGCUACGGCAACUUGCUUAUCAUUGGUGACGCAUCGCAAGAGUUCCAAUUCGUGGGCUUUGAUGCCGAACCUUACCGAAUGAUACCUCUGGGCAAGAGCGUGUCGAGGCUUGCAACCAUGAGCCUAGAGUUUUUGGUGAACAACGGCGACGUGUACUUUCUUGCGUCGGAUCGAAACAACAUUCUACACGUUUUGAAGUACGCCCCGGACGAGCCCAACUCGCUCUCGGGUCAGAAGUUAGUGCAUUGCACCAGCUUCAACCUGCACAGCACCAACACGUGUAUGAAGCUGCUGCUCAAGAACAACGAGUUUGCGACACAGUCCGGUGUCUCGGAGUACCAAGUUCUUGGAGCUCAGGUUGACGGUUCGAUUAUCAAGGUUGUUCCUCUAACUGAAAGUAGUUACAGGAGGUUAUACGUGGUGCAGCAACAUCUGGUGGAGAAAGAACUGCAUACCUGCGGUUUGAACCCGAAAAUGGAGCGUCUGCAAAACAAUUUCUACUCUCUGGGACAUGCUUUAAGACCCAUGCUGGAUUUCACGAUAAUCAAGAGCUACUGUUCACUGCCCAUUAGUAGAAGAAAACAGGUGGCUGCGAAAGCUGGUCGUCAAGCAGACUUUGAAAUAUGGAGAGACCUGAUAAAUGUGGAAUAUUCCACCAGAUCUCUGUGCUACUGA
This is a messenger RNA of Lachancea lanzarotensis, 3960 nucleotides long. It is a transcript of the gene CFT1, whose product is annotated as LALA0S09e01596g1_1. Gene Ontology annotation, cellular component: mRNA cleavage and polyadenylation specificity factor complex; nucleus. Lineage: Eukaryota; Fungi; Ascomycota; Saccharomycetes; Saccharomycetales; Saccharomycetaceae. The record is from RefSeq and is a predicted model, not a curated record. The transcript has a single exon. Gene Ontology annotation, molecular function: nucleic acid binding; protein binding. Bases 1 to 3960 code for a protein of 1319 amino acids.